Messenger RNA from Didymodactylos carnosus, 513 nucleotides. The record is from the annotation of a GenBank genome assembly. Lineage: Eukaryota; Metazoa; Rotifera; Eurotatoria; Philodinida; Philodinidae.
AUGUCUCCGCUGCGCUUACCCCCGAAUUUACUUCAGGAUGCUCCAGUACCACCAUUAGUCCUUUCUGCUGAUGACAUAUAUCUUCUCGAGACGAUGCAUGUUCGUGUCCACAAUAAUCAAAAUGAUCAAACACACGCACGUGUCUACCACAGCAAAAAAAAUGUCAUUUUAUUUAAAGCUAUGUCGACCAUUUUGCCUGACAAAUCGCUCAUUAUUAAAAUGAUACCGGGUCAUUGGAUGGUCAACGGUUAUUUAAAUACAGGCGCAACCUAUAUCGUAUGUUACAAUUUGAAUCCUGAUAUGACAAUCGAUUUGAUCAAGGGUUAUUUACCUCGUGUUCGAUUCUCACAUAACUCAAGACUCGAAGGAGUCUUCUUCGUACCUUAUGAUCAACGUGUACCUUGUGAUGAUGGACGUCGAGAAGCUUUAGUAGAAGUGCAUAUGCCCAUGUUAUUGACACAACUUGGAUAUGGUGAUUCUAUCACCCUUAUCUAUGGUGAUAAUUGUACUUAA